Suillus subaureus is the source of this 2301-nucleotide messenger RNA. Its product is annotated as cobalamin-independent synthase. NCBI's taxonomy places the organism in Eukaryota, Fungi, Basidiomycota, Agaricomycetes, Boletales, Suillaceae. Gene Ontology annotation, molecular function: zinc ion binding; 5-methyltetrahydropteroyltriglutamate-homocysteine S-methyltransferase activity. The record is from RefSeq and is a predicted model, not a curated record. The transcript has 7 exons. Bases 1 to 2301 code for a protein of 766 amino acids.
AUGGUGUUGUCAAGCGUUCUUGGUUUCCCCCGCAUCGGUGCAAACCGUGAGGUGAAAAAGGCUGUUGAAGCUUACUGGGCUGGCAAGCUCUCCGCAGAGGAUUUGAUCAAGGCUGCUGCCGAUGUCAAGAAGUCCAGCUGGACUAGCCUCAAAGAACGAGGUGUCGACUUGAUCCCCAGUGGAGAAUUCUCCCUCUAUGACCACGUUCUUGACCACUCUGCGGCAUUCAACGCCAUCCCUAAGCGUUACCAGGGUCUUGGGCUCUCUGCCCUUGAUGUCUUCUUCGCUAUGGGUCGUGGUCGCCAGGCUGGCGGCGUUGAUGUCCCCGCUUGUGAAAUGAAGAAAUGGCACGUGUUCGACUCCAACUACCACUUUGUCGUCCCAGAGUUGUCUGAGGAGACCGACUUCAAGCUCCUCUACAACAAGGCCCUUAUCGAGUACAAGGAGGCCAAGGCGGCCGGUGUUGUCACUCGCCCAGUCGUUCUCGGCCCUAUCUCUUACCUUGUCCUUGGCAAGGCCGCCAAGGAAGCAUCUGCUACCUUCCAGCCUAUCUCGUUGCUCCCCAAGAUCCUGCCUGUCUACAAGCAGCUCCUGUCUGAGCUCAAGGCUGCUGGCGUCGAAUCCGUCCAGAUCGACGAGCCCAUCCUUGUUCUCGACAAGGGUGCUGACCUCGACAAGCAGUAUGCGUUUGCUUACGCUGAGCUUGUCCCUGUCGCUCCUAAGAUCAUGCUCACCACCUACUUCAACCGCUUGGACUCUAACAUCAACUUCAUCGCCAAGCUCCCCGUCGCUGGCCUCCACAUCGAUCUCGUCCGUGCACCCCAGCAGCUCGGCGAGGUUCUUGCUGCCAUCAAGUCCACUCCCAUCGUGAUCUCUCUUGGUGUUGUUUCUGGACGUAACAUCUGGAAAGCAGACUUUGCAGCUGCCAUCAAGUAUGCACAGACUGCCAUCGCCGCUCUCGGUGCUGACCGUGUCAUCGUUGCCACCUCUUCCUCUCUCUUGCACACCCCUGUCACUCUUGCUUCCGAGAAGAAGCUUACCGAGCAGCAAAGGGACUGGUUCUCGUUCGCUCUUGAGAAGGCGUCCGAGGUUGCCACCAUCGCAGCUGUUCUCUCUGGCUCUCAAGACCCCAAGGUCUCUGCUGCCCUUGAGGCUAACAAGGUCUCCAUUGCCAAGCGUCGCCAGUUUGAGUCCACUUCGGACGACGCUGUUCGCAAGCGUGUUGCUGCCAUUACCCCUGACAUGUAUGACCGCAAGAGUCCCUUCGCCACUCGCAAGGAAGUUCAGGCCAAGCACCUCAACCUUCCCAAGUUCCCCACCACUACCAUCGGUUCCUUCCCUCAGACCAAAGAGAUCCGUACUGCUCGUGCCAAGCUCGGCAAGGGUGAGAUCUCCGAGGCUGAAUACGAUGAGUUCAUCAAGAAGGAAAUCGAGAUGGUCGUCAAGUUCCAGGAGAAAGUUGGCCUUGACCUCCUCGUCCACGGCGAGCCUGAACGUAAUGACAUGGUUCAAUACUUCGGUGAGCAACUGAACGGCUUCGUCUUCACUCAAAACGCCUGGGUACAAAGCUACGGAUCUCGUUACGUCCGUCCCCCCAUCAUCGUGUCCGACGUUAGCCGUCCCACGCCGAUGACCGUCAAGUGGAGCAGUUACGCACAGAGCGUCUCCACCAAGCCCAUGAAGGGUAUGCUUUCUGGCCCUGUCACUAUCCUGAACUGGUCCUUCCCUCGUGACGAUGUUCCACGUAAGCUGCAGUCGCAGCAGCUUGCUCUUGCGCUUCGCGAUGAGGUCCUUGAUCUCGAGAAGGCUGGCAUCAGUGCCAUCCAGGUCGACGAGCCUGCUAUCCGUGAGGGUCUUCCUCUCCGUCGUUCUGACUGGGAUGAGUACUUGCAAUGGGCUGUGGACACUUUCAAGCUCUCCACCGCUGGUGUGAGCGAUGCCACUCAGACCCACUCUCACUUCUGCUACUCCGACUUCGGCGACAUCUUCCCCUCCAUCCAGCGUCUCGAUGCCGAUGUCAUCUCUAUCGAGUUCUCGAAGAGUGACAUGAAGCUCCUCCACACCUUCAAGCAAUACGGCUACUCUAACCAGAUUGGUCCUGGUGUCUACGACAUCCACUCGCCUCGUGUCCCCAGCGAGAAGGAGAUCAUUGAGCGUCUCCAGACUACCCUGGCCAUUAUUCCCGACCACCUUAUGUUCAUCAACCCUGACUGUGGUCUGAAGACUCGUGGCUGGAAGGAAACCGAAGCUUCCUUGACCAACUUGGUUGCUGCCGCACGCUGGGCCAGAGCUAAUGCCUAA